AGUGCCGAUCCGCGGAGCAGCAGGGCCGUCUUGAAGUUGCUCUGCUUCCUUGCCAACGCUGGCGUCACCAGAGAGGACCUCGGCGACGGCGACUGCGAGGGCCUCCUGGUCCCGGCGGAUUAUAUGGGCAUCUGCGGCAGGUGGCAGUGCGGCAACCCGCUCAUCGACCACUGCUUCUUCACCGAUCCCGUGGAUCGGAAGUCCAGCCAGGCCCUGGCUGCCCCGGCCGCGGACGCCCGCGCCAGCCUGCCCGCGGCAGGCCCUGGCGCCGACGCCCUGGCGUCCGUGCGGAGACGGAGGCGCUUGCGGAGCAUGCCCGCCCGAUCUCGCAUUCGGCCCGGCAGGCUCUGCACAUGUGGCUACGACGCCUGGUGGAGGAGGGCCUGGCGGCAGCACUUCCAGAACGCCUCCGAGCUGGAGCGCCGGCGGAGGACGGCCGCGGCCGCGGCCGCGGCCGCGGAGAGCACCCGGCGGCACGGCGUGUGCAGGUGGGCGGAGCCCUUCCGGCAGUGCGAUGCGCACGGGGGCGCGGCCCUCUCGCAGCUGUGGGACCGCUUCGGGGCCCAGCUGGCCAUGAAGCUCACGGGCGAGAUAGACGACGAGCCUCCUCCGGCGGCGCUGGAGAGCCCCCCGAAUGGGACGCGCGAGGCCUCGGAGGCCAGGCCCUGGAGGCACUGUGCGGACGAGGGCGAGAUCUGCCUCUGCGCCGGCGAGAUUCGCUUCGGCGCCGGGGCGCAGUGGGCCGCGGAGACGCUGAACGCUCGGCACGGGCUGCUCAGCUGCAUCGCCUCCUUUUUCGAGGGCAGCGGCGCGCUGCCAGAGGGCACCCAGCGGACCUGCGAGUGCAGCUCCCCAGUGCCCCCCGGGCCCCUGCGGGUGCCGAGCAAUGCCACGAGCCUGGUCUCCAAAGACAAAAAGCGGAGCCAAGCCCAGAGCUACAUCAGGAGCACCCCUUACUCGGAGGACUUCACGAACGGCGCGCGGUACGACUACGCGUCCGCGGGUGCCGGUGCCCGAUUGGUGAAGCACGCCAAGGGCAUACUCCACGCGAGGACGAUAUUGUCCCCUGACACGUCCACGUACAUGCUCGCGUCGUGCAGCAUGCGCACCUGGUUCGUGGUGUCGUUGCUCGAGGACCUGUUCCUGGAGUACAUCGGGCUGGUAUCGCUGGAGCUCUUCGCCUCCGGGUUCCGACAUCUGCAGGUCCUUGGCUCGACGAAGUACCCCACGGACGAGUGGACCGUGCUCGGCGUGGUCGAGACCAACUUCACGGGCUCCUACGAGCUCUUCGACAUCGGCGCGAGGUGCCGCCAAGAGGCCGAGUGCUGGGUGCGCUUCCUGAAGAUCCGAGUCCUGAGCCACCACGAGAUGGAGGACAACACCUUCUGCGCCCUGACCCGCUUCCAGGCCUUCGGGUCCACACAGAUGACGUACAUCGCCGACGAGAGCAACAAGCCUGCCGCCGUCGACAGCCGCAUCGAGCCCUCCCUCGCCGACGUUGCCGAGUGGCACGACCUCACCGCACAGGCGGCGCUGGCCGGCCCUCUGGGCCGCGGCGCACCGCCAGAGGCCGCGUCUCACCCGCCAUCGCCGGUGCGGGCUGUCCGCGAGGAGUCCCAGCCAGAGCCGCCGCCGCAGCCCGCGGCCGCGGCGGAGCCGCUGGGCCUGGCGAGGCGCGGCCCCUUCACGCAGGCCAUCGCCAGCAUCGACAGGACCCUGCAGAAGGCGCUGCAGCUGCCGCAGGUGGUCCUGCAGAGCCUCCGGGGGCCGGAUCGGCUGGAGGCCACGCCGGACGAGGAGCCCGUGGGCGGCCAGCCAGCGUCGGGCGGCGACGAGCACGCCGCUGCGGGCGAGGCCGCUGCAGGCCGGCCCGGUGCCGACGGGAGUGCCACGGAGAGGCCACGGCGGUCGCCGUUGGAGGUGCUGGCCGAGCUGACCGCCAGCGACGCCGCCGUGCUGGCCAACGACACUGGGCUGGCCUCCCUGCAGCGGCUGCAGCUGUCCCUCGGCUCCCUGCUGAACUCCCCGAGCGUCGCCGGAGCGCUGGAGCUCGCCGCGGGGGGCGGCAAGAACAAGUCGAAGCGGGCAAACAAGACGUCGUCGUCGACGCCGCCGCUCGUGCGCAUAGACAACGACCUGCGGGAGGUGCAGGAUGGGCAGGCCAUGCUGCAGGAGAGCGUGAAGGCGCUGGCCUCUGGCCUCAACUCUGCCCUCGUCCUCCUGGUGGACGUCCUGCGGGAGCACGACGACCGCGCGCAGCUGCUGGAGGACUCCCAGAAGUUCAGCGUGUGCGAGGCCCCCGGCGACGACGCCGGCCCGUACAGCUACAUCACCGGCUCGGCGCCCGCUGGGCCGCACAGGGUGCUGGCCGUGCCCCGGCAGCUCGCGGAGAGCCUCUCGCCCGACAGGUGCUUGCUGCUCGCGCUGCUGGCCUGGAACGUGCUGCUGUGCUACCGCAGCCGCUGGCAGACCACGCCGGCCGCCGAGCCCACGGACGAGGCGGUAGGCCUCUUCUGCGAGGCGGCGCAGCCGGGCGAGGACAAGCGCACAAUCUUGGAGUCGAACAGCCUCACCGUCAGCGGCGCGUCCGGCCGGCGGAUGCUGCGCGAGCUCCGGAAGCGCGAGCAGGGCAGGCCACGGCCCGAGCCCUUGCAGGAGAGUGUUUGUUUCCUUCCCGGGCGAUAA
Molecule: messenger RNA, 2685 nt
Organism: Prorocentrum cordatum
Lineage: Eukaryota; Dinophyceae; Prorocentrales; Prorocentraceae
Source: the annotation of a GenBank genome assembly